Molecule: messenger RNA, 2138 nt
Organism: Episyrphus balteatus (marmalade hoverfly)
Lineage: Eukaryota; Metazoa; Arthropoda; Insecta; Diptera; Syrphidae
Gene: Pgm1
Product: phosphoglucomutase
Exons: 7
Coding region: 265-1947 (560 amino acids)
Biological process (GO): carbohydrate metabolic process
Cellular component (GO): cytosol
Molecular function (GO): phosphoglucomutase activity; magnesium ion binding
Source: RefSeq, a predicted model, not a curated record
CCAACCAAACAAAAUAACCGGCCUGUCAUAACAAACAAAACUCUGUGUGACAGCCAAUUCGCACAAUGACCUUUAAGCGACAUUGAAGAAAAAAAAACUUAUCAGUUUAGUUGGAGAGAGUAUCAGUGGGAGUUUAUACUUGGACAACUGUUCGGUAGCUUUUUGGAUUUUUUGUUCCAAAUCUCAGGUCAGACAAUCACUUUUGUGAAUUUCAUUUUCAUUCUGCUGUUAGUCGAUAAAGUGCGAGUGUUAUUAUCUUGGAGAAUGGCUCUUAGUGCAUCAACUGUUAAAACAACCCCAUUCGAAGGCCAAAAACCUGGAACCAGUGGUCUUCGUAAAAAAGUUAAAGUAUUUGUUGAACCAAAUUAUACAGAGAACUUUAUUCAGUGCAUCCUUGAUGCCAAUGGAAGCGCUAUCAAUGGUUCGCUGUUGGUUGUCGGAGGUGAUGGACGUUACUAUUGUAAAAAGGCAACUGAAAUUAUUGUCCGCAUGUGUGCCGCCAAUGGAGUUUCAAGGUUGUUAGUUGGUCAAAAUGGAAUUUUGUCAACGCCUGCCGUUUCAAGUUUAAUUCGCCAUAACAAGGCUUUGGGUGGCAUUGUACUAACUGCUUCUCACAACCCCGGUGGUCCCGAAAAUGAUUUUGGAAUCAAAUUCAACUGCGAAAAUGGAGGUCCAGCUCCUGACGCCUUUACCAACAAGAUCUAUGAUCUAUCAACUGCCAUUAAAGAGUACAAAAUUGUAGCUGGUCUACAAAUUGAUAUAAGCAAACCUGGAACUAGUACAUUUGAUAUCAAUGGUAAACCAUUUGUUGUUGACGUCAUUGAUUCCGUGUCAAAUUACGUCAAUCAUAUGAAAGAAAUCUUUGAUUUCGCCAAACUGCGUGAUUAUGUUAGUGGAAAGUCAACAGGCAAACCACUUAAAAUGCGUAUUGACUCAAUGAAUGGAGUUACUGGAUCUUAUGUGCGCGAAAUCUUCCUCACCAACUUGGGUGCUUCUGAAGAUUGUGUAGUACAUACAACACCUCUUGAAGAUUUUGGUGGUCUUCAUCCAGAUCCAAAUUUGACUUAUGCCAAGGAUUUGGUCGAAACUGUUUCAAAGGGUGACUAUGAUAUUGGUGCUGCUUUUGAUGGUGAUGGUGAUCGUAACAUGAUUAUUGGUAACAAAGCCUUCUUUGUGACACCCAGUGACUCGCUAGCCGUUAUCGCUCACUACUUGGAAUGCAUCCCAUAUUUCCAAAAGAAUGGUGUUCAAGGAUUCGCUCGCAGUAUGCCAACUGCUUCAGCUGUCGACUUGGUCGGAGCCAAAUUGGGCAAAGAGGUAUUCGAAGUCCCAACCGGAUGGAAGUACUUUGGUAACCUAAUGGAUGCCGGUCGGUUAUGUUUGUGUGGUGAAGAGAGUUUUGGUACUGGAUCAAAUCAUAUCCGUGAGAAGGAUGGAAUCUGGGCUGUAUUAGCUUGGUUAUCAGUGAUGCAACACACUGGAAAGGGAAUCGAGGAGAUUCUUAAGAACCACUGGUCAAUUUAUGGUCGUAACUACUUUACUCGUUACGAUUACGAAGAAUGUGAUUUGGAUCCUUGCAAUCAAAUGAUGGCAGCUAUGGAAAAGAAUAUUACUAACCCAGCAUUUGCUGGAAAAUCCUACUCCAGUGGUGGCAAAACUUACAAGGUUAAGGUUGCUGAUAACUUCAGCUAUACCGAUCCAGUGGAUAAAUCUGUGUCAACAAAACAAGGUUUGAGGAUAGUUUUUGAAGACGGUAGUCGUAUUGUGAUGCGUUUGAGUGGAACUGGAAGUUCUGGUGCUACUGUUAGAUUGUAUAUUGAUUCAUAUGAAAAAGACAACGUUUUGGGUAAAGCAAGUGAAAUGUUAAAGCCACUCAUUGAUAUUGCAUUGGAGAUUUCUGAACUUCCUAAAUUUACCGGACGUAAUGCACCAACUGUUAUUACAUAAAGAAAGUCCAACUUUUAUGAUAGCUCCUACAAAUAUUCUACCUCAAAGUUUUUGGCCUUAGAGGUUUUGUUAUUAUUAUUAUUAUUUUUUUUUAAUUUCCCUUUUGCAUUUGUUCUCUCCUGUGAGGUUGGUUUAAAUGUUAUCUAAUCAGAUUUAUUGAAAAUAAAUAUAUCAUUAAUUCUGUAUUGUUA